Molecule: messenger RNA, 2386 nt
Organism: Durio zibethinus
Lineage: Eukaryota; Viridiplantae; Streptophyta; Magnoliopsida; Malvales; Malvaceae
Product: B3 domain-containing protein REM16-like
Molecular function (GO): DNA binding
Source: RefSeq, a predicted model, not a curated record
AAAGUUGAAAUAUUUGCUUUACUAUAUUUUACUACUACUAUAUAAAGGAAAUGAAAAAUUGAAAAUAAAUAACAUUAUUUGAAUGAAACUCCAGGUGGAGAGAGAGCCAAAAAGAGAUAAAAAUCCAUGAUUGGGGGAUUACCGGAUGCAUUAGGACCGGUUAGAGUCAAAGGAGAGAGGCAGACCAAACAUAAUGGGGUUUGCGGAAACCAGCCCAGUCCCCGAAGCAGAAACAGUAGUUCAGUUCAGUACCCCACCUACAUGGGGACUGGGGAGUGCCAACUACCAAGUGUGGUCCAUAUGUUUCUAAACUCAUGAAGCCACUCCAUAACCAAAAAGGCUCGUCCUUUAACGCGGUCACCAGUCCUCCACUAAGUCUCAGCUCUUCAAUCUCCAAAGUUGUUCUCUCUCAUGUACAAACCAUUUCGUGCUAUUUACUCAUUUUGCUUGCUUUUGCCUGCUCAAUGACCUUUGGAUUCUUCAUUGUUUCUACAGAAACAAAGAAUUGAAAAACAAAAUGAGCAAUAAAAGCAAAGCAUUUAUCUCAUAAACAAACAAAAGCAGGUGGAUAAUUAAUAACUUCCCUUUUCUGGGUUUUAUUUUCCACAUGCUACUCUAUUUUCUUUUUAUCUCUUAACUGAACCCGUCAAGAGCUGUGUGGUUAAGCAAAUGGGAGAUACGUGUAAGGAUUGUAGGAGCUGGGAAGAGGAAAUCUUUUGGACCCAUUUUCACUCUAUUCAUUUCUCUCAAUUUCUCCGUGGUGAUUAUCUUCAGCGGUUGGAAAUACCAGAAAAGUUUGCUAAGAAUAUCAAGAAAAAGCUUCCGGAAACUGUGACUCUUAAAGGUCCUAGCGGUAUCAUAUGGGAUGUAGGACUGACAACGGAUGAUGAUACCUUGUUCUUCGAUUGUGGAUGGAAAAAUUUUGUAAAAGACCAUUUUUUGGUAGAGGAUGACUUUUUGAUCUUCAAGUACAAUGGACUGUCCCAUUUUGAUGUGCUGACGUUUGAUGGCCAGAGCUUGUGUGAGAAGGCAUCUUCUUAUUUUGUGAGGAAGUGUGUGCAUACAGAAUUUGAUAGUGGAUACCAAACAAAAAGAAAGGUGAAUGAAAAUCCUGAUGAAAUUGUGCACAACUCUUCACAGUGUGGUCUUGAAAGCAGUCCAGAAAAAUCUACUAACAAUGACAUUGACACGAGGCCAUCAAGACAACCUAUCAAAUCUGCAGCUACUAGUAAGAAGAUGCGAAAUGUGGGUUCUCCUAGUAGGUCCUUCCGUGCUAGGCAGAGCCUUGGAGGCAAAGAACUUUCUACCCUUGCUGGAGAAGUGAAGGUCAAAACUGAGUUUGAACAUACAACGAUGGAUGGAGAUGUCUUUAGCCCUCAGCAUGCAUUGGGCAAAUGGCCUGUGACUCAAGUUGAGAAAACAAAUGUCCUCUUAAUGGCACAAGAAGCAUUAACCAAAGAAGGUUUUAUGGUGGUUAUGAAGCCCACACAUGUAGGGAGACGGUUUUAUAUGGCAGUACCUACUGCAUGGGUGGCUAAAUAUCUCUCAAAAGAAAAUGCAGAUGUGAUUCUUCGGGUUAACAAGCGUACAUGGAGGACUAGAUUUUAUUAUCACAGAAGCCGAGAUUGUGGGGGGCUUUCUGGUGGUUGGAGGAAUUUUGUGAAUGACAACAAAUUAGAAGAACAUGAUGUGUGUGUAUUUGUGCCGGCCGAUAUAGAAAGAAAACCAAUCGUCCUGGAUGUCAACAUCUAUCAUGUUCUCCAAGGAGCAGUUCCUCUGAGCCAAGUAAACCCCACCUAGUGCUAAAGGUUGUCCCAAAAUGCUCGGAGACAAUUAUCUCGUAGCAUCUCCCAGACAUGAACUUGCAACUCAGUCGUGGCAUGUUUGACAUGUUGUAGUUUUGAAAUGAAGUUAAUCUGCUUUACUAAUAGCCUAAUGGAAACUCAACCAGGUUGUAAUUAUAUAUGUUCUGAUGGUUAAUGUUCUGUCACUUAUCUCUUUCCAUUUAAGUGAGCUUUGUUGCUAGACUGGUUUGAUUGUAACCCAUGUUGCUGUUUACCAAACCUCUUCUCUAAUCUUUGGUGGAGCCCAACUCUUAGCAUGCGAAACUAAACUAUCUUUCUACCACCAUUGUGGAGCCUGUUGUACCUCUAUUGUUGGUUCUGUACAAUUUUAUCCAGCAAAUUUUUCUUGUAAAAUGUAAGUAAAAGGAACUCAAAUAGUUUUGAGUUCAGCUGUCUUUUCCCAGCAACGGUAACUUGCGCAGUGGUAAGCUGUGGCAGCAAAACCCGAUAGAGAACACCCAAAGUGGUUUACAUUGGAGGAAUAAAUUCCUGUGGAGGUCUCAAAGAACACAACAAUGCCGUUUCUCUUUGGCUGCAGCGAG